AUGAACCAGCAGUCUGGUUCAUCAAACUUACCAUGGAAAAAAAGGAUGAAACCUCAGUACAUACAUGGCAUCUCACUAUCAGUUCUUGUCCUUUUCAAGUAUCACCGGUUUGACCUGGAGAUCAACAUCUUUGAAAUCUCGAUGCAGUACUCUUCUGGAAUGGCAAAACAGGAUUGCUUCAUUAAUUUGCCACAAGUAGCUCUUGACCAAUGCUGGAUCCAUGCAGGUGUCUAA
Molecule: messenger RNA, 234 nt
Organism: Acanthoscelides obtectus
Lineage: Eukaryota; Metazoa; Arthropoda; Insecta; Coleoptera; Chrysomelidae
Source: the annotation of a GenBank genome assembly